Molecule: messenger RNA, 2425 nt
Organism: Dermatophagoides farinae (American house dust mite)
Lineage: Eukaryota; Metazoa; Arthropoda; Arachnida; Sarcoptiformes; Pyroglyphidae
Source: RefSeq, a predicted model, not a curated record
GUGUGUGCGUGUGUAGGUGUGUUUGUGUGCGAAUGUGAAUGAAAUCAAUAUGUCUUCAUCACAGAUUCAAAAUCAACAGGCAAAUAAUGCCGAUACAAAUAAUAGCCAGAAUGUAUCAGGAAAAUCAAAAGGAAAACAAAAGAAAAAAGGUGAAAAAUUGGAUGUUGAUCUUUUCUUUGCCAAUACAACAACCAAUUGGGCAUCAAUAAUGGAAGAUGAUUCGGAGAAUGAUAUUAUUCCACCAAGUCAAUAUAAUCUUCCGGAUGCGCCAAAAGCAUUGGUAAAUGAAAUUGAUCCUUCACAAUUACCAUCGGUACCACCAUUUAAAAUACAUUUACGUAAUUUACAUUAUGAUUUGGAAAAAGAAGAUCUUGAAGGAUUAUUUAAAAAUCUUACUGUUGUCGACAUUCAAAUGAUCAAAGAUCGUACCAUACGUACAGCAUGGGUCGAAUUUGAAACGAAACAAGAUCUUAUUCAAGCAUUAGAUCUAAAUAAUCGUGCAGUUCGUGGUCGUAAUAUUUCAAUGUCAUUAGAUCGUGGUGGUAGUGAUCGUUAUGGUAGUGGUGAUCGCCGUGGCCGUAGUGGAUUUGGUGGCCGAGAUAAUACAUCAAGUGAUUGGCGUUUACGAGACACAAUGCCACCGAAACAAGUAUAUCCACCACCAUCAGUUGAAUCAUAUGAUCAGGUACCAAAAACCGGCGGAUAUGGUGGUAAUCGUGGCCCAAGACGUUAUGGAGAUGAUGAUGGUGGUUAUGCUCCACCACCAUCACAUCGUAAUGAUUAUAGUGGUGGACGUAGUGGUGGAUAUGAUGAUAGAGGUGAUGAUCGUUCCGGCUAUGAUGAUCGUUAUGGCCGUCGUAAUGAUUAUGGCCAUCGACGUGGUAAUGAUUCUAGUGGUGGUAUGGGUGGUGGCGAUGGUGGAAAUUGGAGAAGAAAUGAUAAGCCACAGGAAGAGCCAAGUAAUUGGCGACGAGAGGUCCCAUCAAUACCACAUCAACAACAACAAGAUCAUUCAUCGUAUGAACAACCACGUGGUGGUCGAUCAUUACGUUAUGAUGAUAAUAAUGUAUCAUCACGUGCAAUGUUACCGCCACGUAUGGCAUCCGAUCAACAACAACAACAACAAUCAUCAUAUCGUAAUGAUGAUACAUCUGGUUAUAAUGAUGAUUUGUAUUCAACACCAUUACCAACUCGUACUAGCAAUCAAUCAAUAGAUCAUCAUACAGAUAUGCAGCAACCAUCUUCAAGAGCAUUAAGAAAUGAAUCCUCCUCUGCAUAUGAUCAGCGACGAUCAAUAAAUGAACAAUAUUAUCAAUCAAAUGAUCAAUCACGAUCGGGUCAUCGUAAUCCACCAUUAAUGGACCACCAACCACGUGAGCGUCUUUCAUCAACACGUUCGAAUGUAUCGAAUGUUGAACCACAUUCAACUGAUGAUUAUAGUAGUAGUGGUGGUGGGGCUGGUGGAUCUGCUCCAUCAACAGCUGCUGCACCAAAAGAACGUCGUAAAUUCGUCGAUACAUCAGUGUUGGAUGCAUUGAGAAAACAGGCAACCGAAACGGUUCAACCAGCAAGAGGUUCAAGUUAUAGUUCAAUUUUCGGUGAAGCUAAACCUGUCGAUACGACGGAAAAAGAAUUGGAAAUUGAGAAAAAACUUUUAAGUUCAAAACAAGCGGCAAUCGCUGCAACAACAGCCGCCAAUGAAGAAUCCGAUAAGUCAACUGAUCAACAAGAAUCCACAAAUGAUGUUGGUGGUGAUGUAUCAGCACCGGCUGCUACUGCUGCUAUUUCUGUUUCAUCUAAUAAUACUGCUAGUAAUGAUCGGCCAAAUCGUAUUGAUCAUCGAGAAUAUCAACAUAGAGAUCAUCGUAGUAAUGAUCAAGAUUCAAUUCCACCAAGACGUCGUGCCAAUGGUGGUAUCGGUUCAAAUCGAAUGGGUGGUGUUGGUGGCGGUGGUGGAAUGCGAAGAGAUUAUGAUGACCGAAAUAAUGGUGCCUUAGGUGAUAGACGCAUGGGCGGUGGUAUGCGUGGACCAAGAGGUGAUCAUGAUCGUGAUCGAAUGGGUAAUAAUGCACCACGUAUGCGUAGAGAUGGACCACGUGGAGAUAGUUAUAUAAAUAAUAGUAGCGGUGGUGGUGGAUACAAUGAUCGUCGUAGAUUUGGUGACCGCGAUCGUAUUGGUGGACGUCGUGGUUAUGGUGAUGAUAAUGUCGCACCACGAUAUCAAGAUCGUGGUCCACGUGGUGGUGGCGGCGGCGGUUAUGAUAAUGAUCGUAAUCGUUAUCAUAGUAGCGGUAGUGAUUAUCAUGAAUGGUCUAAUGAUAGAGAUUUAGAUUCAAAACAGAUAAGCUAUGCAUCAACGAACAAAUUUGAACAUCUUGGUGAAACCGAUGAUCAUGGUUCGGAAUAAAUAAAUAUUUUUUUUUUU